CAUGGCUCACUCAUUCGAAUGCAAUCGCACCGUACCGAGUCUGGCGGACCGAAAAACUUGAGAGACAUGGAUCCAUGCCACAUGUUUCUAAUUAUGGGAUCCAUGCCACAUGUUUCUAAUUAUGCCUGUGCGAACACACCGGCAGUCCAAGCACUCUAGUCACACCCAGUCAGCUAAACAAGCCGGCCCCCACUCUGCCCUCAUUCCCUGGCUGCGAGCGCGGCAACUACUCAUCCGACCCUCAUCAGCGUGAAUGUGCUCCAUAGCGAAUCCUCCAGCCGAUGUGUGGUGCUGGCGAGGUUGAAGAGCGCCAUCGCACCAACGAACCUCUCGUGGAGCUUCUCGCGUAGUCGUUCCUCACAGCAUAGCAUGACACACGAGUGCUUGGUGUCCUGCAAGAACCGAGACAAACCACACGAGCACCCCGACGUCCCUCCACGCUGUUCUCCCGGUUGGAUGCGAUGCGCGAACCAACCCACCUCUGCCUUGCUGAGAGUGACGAGCAUGGUCGUCAGCCGGCUGUAGAGACACUCGAAGAGCGAAGCGCGCGACAACGCACCUGUGCGCAGCAACACAUGUAGCGGGAAACUCCAUUUGCAUUUCAACGGCCCAUUGGAUGCCACGGCCCUGACUGACCUUCAACGAAUAUCUCCGUGGACUCGAUGGCCGGCAUCUUGCUCAGAUAGUCGAUCCAUUGCUUGCUCCACAUGGCAACCUCUUCGGGCCUCAUGUCGACGAGGCUGUCGGCAGUUCGUCUCAGUCUGAAUGAGGCCAGCUUCUUCUCCGGUGCGGCCGUAUGCAAUGCCUCCAAAAAAGCGAUCGCCCACGCCCAAUGUUCGCGACACUCAAUGCGCUCCAGCCGCGGCAUCUUGACGGCCACCUUCACAGCCCGCCUAACCUGCUCACAGAAGUGUGAGCGACGGCCUUGGGGCAGAAUGAGGGUGGUGGCCUGGGGGAAGCUUGUGGGGGUCGCGGGGUUGGCGCCAGAGGCUUGUCGCCGCUCGUCGAAGAUCACCCUGCGCACUCCCUUGGCGAAACCGGCCACGAGCUUCUUGACCGUCUUAGAGCGGUGCUGGCGGCUCCAUGCGAGGACCUGGAGGCUGAUUCCGCAAUAGUCGCUGACGCACGGCAUCAGCGACUUGGUGAGGGCAUCAGGAUGCAUCACGGCGUCACUGAAAGAGAGACAACGAGAAGGAGAGGAACCAGAAGAGGUCAUGAGUAUUGUCGGCCCGCCCUCUCCGUGUUCCCUCCCCUGCUUACGAAAGCGCCGCUGCGCUUUCGAUCAGCCGCCGCGUCUCGCUGGUGUCAUCCAGGUCCCGCCCCAUGUCGAGCGUCAUCUCCUGAAGGCUCCUCACGCACCCCCGCCGCACCAGCAGCUGGCGGAACUGGUCCACUCCUGCCGCAUCCCACCUCACCUGGCCGAGGAACUCCUCCACCGUCCUCACCCGGCCCAGUGACCGCAGGCCUGCCAGGCCCUGCCCCUCCGGCAUGGCCGUCAGCAGACGCUCGUUGUCCCCCUGAUUGCCCUUCGUAUCGUACUCGAGCUUCUCGAGCCGACUGCAUCCACCGAUCCACUCCCGCGCCCCAUCGUACUCGACCUCGUCGACGAACCGGCCGUCGAAUGUGAGUGUGGUGACAUUGGGCGUCACCCACCCCCGACCGGCACGUGCCCACGCGCUGUGGGCCGGGAUGUUGGUGACGGUGGUGAGGGCCGGCAGAUGGACGGGGGAGGAGGGGGGAGGGGGCCGGCGCUGGUACCAAUCGUUCCGGCCUCCUGGGAGGCGACAGUCGACCUCCUCGAAUCGGAUGGUUUGCAGGGUGGCGUGAGUGGGGGGCGGGGAGGGGAGCGGGGAGGGGGGCGGCGUAGUGAUUGCAGAUGACGCUUCAUCGCUGGCCUGGCGCUGUUGGUCGCCCGAGUGGCCGUGUGCAUGGCCCUCGACUAAGGACACCCAGGCCGGGACAGACCACUCGGUUUCCCAUUGUGGAUACCGCACCGUCAGCUCUUUGAUGUUGCGAGCCCUCUGGCCCCACUGAAACGCCGCGUCGCACGACAGGUUCUCCCACAUCCGCCUGGCCGAUUGGUCGGUGCAGUCGAGGGUCAGCUGUGUGUACUGCUUGGCGGCAUCGAUCUCAAAGGCGGGGCCGAUGGCCGACCGCAUGCGCGAGAACUCCCAGGGGUGGAAGUGGCUGAAGAUGCACACGUGGUUGUCGCGCGACAGACGAUGCACGGCCUGAACGCAGCAAGCAAACACAUGGGAGAGAGCUGGGCGACAUUCCCCUCCCUCUCUGCGUUGUGCAGAUUGUGUACCGGUCCAUCCUUUGGCUCGGGGUUGCCGCUCCUGUAUACAAUACGAUACGGCCGACUCGGCUGCCCGCCCUGGCACACCACAUACAUCAGAGAGGCCUUUGUAUUGGGCGCCUUGCCUAUCUCCACGUGUGCCAUCCCACCGACCCACCUCUGUGUAUGUUGGAGUGGGAAACACGCCGCUGCCGUGCUGAUGCUGGUGGUAGUGGUAUGUGUCAUAUGCUGCUGCCGGCGUGCUGGUGGCGAGAGCUGCCGCCGCGGCGCGGUCGAGCGGGAUCUUCAGCAGCGAGAGCUGUGUCGUCAUGGCCGCCACAUGUGAGGCCAUCCAGGUCAUCUGCUCACCCACAUCACGCGCCGCACGCAAUGACGCCUGUACACACCGCAGCAACCGCCAUAAUGACUGUAUAUGCCAUUCAAGCACCGCUGUGGUGUUUACCUCUGACGUGGUUUGGGAUGGCUGCCGCUGUUGAAAGGGAAACGAUGUCCAGAAAACCUGAACACAAUACCACACACACAACAGCGCGGCUGCAGGGAGGCACCACCUGUCGGUCUGUGUAGGGUCACCUCAGCCAGCAUGCCGCUCAGUUGAUUUAGGCUGCCGUCCAGUGACUGUGCACCAUGCCUCAGCUGACCGGCAGACACACAGACAGCACACAAUAAAAGCGGCCCCAGCAGUGAGAGCUUCUGCCCACCUGGGCUAUGACUAAUCUCCGCUUCAUUGGCCUGGCCAGAGGGAGAGGGAUACGAGCUCACCUGCAAAGAGAGAAUGGAAUGGCUGAGUCAGCCUCCUCUGUCUUUGUCGCUGUGUGGCCUACGCACGUUGCCUUGAAGCUGCUGAGCCUCGCGGGCUCCGCGCACCUGACACACACACAGGAGGAGAAAGAGAGAGGGCCGGCACGGAUGACGUCCGUGCUGUCUGUGCCCAUAAUCUAUCCCUCCUUGCCCUCUGCCAAUCCACCCAUUCCGUCGGCUCUCACCUGCUCCAGGUCCAUUCUGCCGGCGCACCAGAGAGCUUUCUGACGCCUCAGAUCCAACACGAAUGGGACAGGAAG
Messenger RNA from Vitrella brassicaformis, 3357 nucleotides. The record is from the annotation of a GenBank genome assembly. NCBI's taxonomy places the organism in Eukaryota, Vitrellaceae.